CCAGCCCAGACAGUCAGCUGGCAGUUGAGUUCGCUUCCUCAGAAGCUUGAAGGGCUUUUUUUCCGAAAACGAAAGGGGUUCGGCGAGGGGAAGAAGCGAACACAACAGUGCGAGAAAUGUCUAGUUUUGGGAGCAUGUUUAACUCGUACUCGAUCGCGCAGCUUAACGAGUUGCUUGAAGAUGAUGAAAAACUAAAUCGGUUUGUUCAGGACAUGGAAGAGAUCCAGCAAGUACAGCAGAAGAAAGAGAUGCUCCUGACCAGUAACCGCAGCCUGGCAGAGCAGAACCUGGUUCUCCAGCCCACCCUGGAGGAACAGAAGAACAAGCUCACCAAGCGCUACUGCCUUCUCCAGGAAGGCUUCGAAGCCUACCAGCUCCGCAAGUCCACUUUGGACCACAAGUCUGGGAACAGUUCUCUGGACAUGUUGCUGGCCCUGCUGCAGGCAGAAGGGGCCAAAAUAGAAGAGGAGACAGAGAACAUGGCAGAGUCCUUCCUAGACGGCGACAUCAUGAUGGAAGCCUUUGUAGACGACUACCAUAGCAAGAGGAAGCUAGCCCACCUGAGGAGGGUGAAGAUAGACAAGCUGCGGGAGAUGGUGCUGAACGGCCACAGUCUGCCCCCGGCUCAGUCCCCUGCCCCUCGCCCCCAGGAAGUCUCCGCCAGGCCCUCUCCCCUGCACACAGAGGCCAUCAGCAGCUCCCCGGCCCCCCAGCCCAGGAGGGCCCCCCCUCCCCCUCCCGUCCAGCUGUCCCCAGCCUCAGGCCCGGCCCUGCAGUCUCCGGCCUUCUCAUACCCCUCCACCCCUUACCCUCCAGUUCCCCCCAGGUCGGGCCAGCCUUUUCCCAGUGUCAACUCCGGGUACCCCCAACAAUAUAUGUCCCAGUACCCCCCCGCCCUCCCCCAGAGGCCUCCCCCUCGCAUGGCCCCCCAGCCUGGUUUCAUCAUGCAGUAACGGAGGUGCCGGGCGCUGUGAAGGUGCAGGUCUUGCGGUGGACUUUCGCUGCGGCUUUCCCCUGGUUGGUUGACCUCCCGGGACAGCUAUGGGGAACGCGACUAAUCACAAUCAAGAUGGUGGAGGGACAUGGUCUGGGCUGUUCGCCCUCCGCCGAACAACAGAAUCAACAAACAACUCCGUGGAUUUCCACUCCUCUCAUCUGAAACUACACUCUGUAAUCACUCUGGCAACUAAAGGUGUUGCCAGACCGGUCUGAUUCUGUUGAGGCAAAACCCCAUGCCCUUUCAAACGCUGUUGGGAGGCUGUAGUGAGGAAAAUGUCAAUCUAGGGUUUACCGGCUUGGAUCAACUCAUAAACUCUGAGCCAAAUAUCAACAGUCAACAGUCACUUAAGUGACUUCCUGUACCUGUGUGCCAUGGCAGACGGGAACAGUGCCAUCUUGCAGGGCUUCUUUACACACUGCGGCAGUUUGCUCCCUCUAGUGGCCAUCUAUUGAAUAAACAUGUAAUUUGCUUGUCAGCACACACUCCUCUUGUUUGGCCCUUACAGUCUUUUAAAGAAAUUGAGGUAUUCUGUGAGACGCUUUCUUUCACUCAGGGACACACUGGGGCUGUACAGAUCUAUUGUACUGCAUCUCAAAAAGGUAGCGUGGAAACAAGAUUAUUGCGAAACGUUCUGCAAUAGCUAGGUUUACAUUUGGAAAAGAUAACACCCUUUGCUCACUGGUGGAGGUGUACAGAGGCCCUUAAUGUCACCUGGGCUGUUGAAUGGAGGACUAGAGCCACAAAUAGUGAAGCUAUUUUUAAUCUUGCAUUACCCAGGCUUCCUUAUGAAAGACUGGUCAAAUGUAUGCAAACUGUGACCAUACUGUGCCAUUAUCCAAACAAUAAUCUCCCACAUCGUUAGAAUCAGAAUCUUGAUCCACUGUGUCAUUGUGUGAUUUAUCUUUCACAGGGUACUUUUGAACUCAUAAGAUUUUCAAUGAGUAAUGAAUAAAUACUCACAAUUUACGUAAUUCUAAUGCUUUUUGGGAGGAGUUCAAAUGUUGCCAGGAUUGAUUGACAGUCAUUUGAAAGUUUGUACAGAGUUUUUCUUUCCCAGCUGUUUGCUGUUUUAGGGCAGGCUGAGUAUGUGGUCGGCCUGUCUGUCCUGGAGAGAAAGGUGGUACUGGCCCAUGUCUCCCAGGACGUAGAGAAGAAAAGAGUCUCUGUCAGAAUCAUCACUGAAUCUUUUAACACCAGGUCUUUAGGACUUUUUAAUGAAGGUGUAGAGCCAUGUAAAGUUGUUUUGAUCAUUUCUCCUUGUAACACUCAUAUUCUUCAUUAAAUGGGUCCUCCAUGUGCACUUACUUUGAAACUAUAUAAGUACGGAUAAACUCAUGUACUAAUUCGCUGUCUUUAGCGUGCUUUUGGGAUUGAAAAUCACGUUGACUUUGAAUUUUUCUGAUUUAAAGCCUGUCUGGUUUCUUAAGUGUUUGAUUUACUAAGGGCCAAAGAUUUAAGAGGGGAUCAUUCAUAAAGGUAUCAUAUCGAAUCCAUUUCUGUGUCAAUCACAGAUUGACACAGAUCUGUGUGUGUUUCUUAUGUCUUCAGCCAAUAGUAGCUAAUCAGGAAGCGAAGCUUCAUGCCUCCUUGAAUGAAGCUCUUCUGGUAAAGUUUCUUUUCUGUCAACAAUUGUAAUUUUUUUCAUUAAUUACAUAACGAAACAUGCAGCACUUGUAUUCAUCACUCCUCAACUGUUUGUUUCCUGAAUGCUGUACUGUUCAAGAACCACAGAGUGCCUACGCUCGACUAGAUACUGAAGCUAAUCUCACACUGCAGCCCAGACAGAGGAUUGGCAUCGUGUUGAUGGUCAGUGGCCCCCCUGUCUCUGGAUCCAGACUAGUCCUGCCCAUGGAGGGCUUCCUCCUCCUGCAUGACAAACCCCUCAUCUUAUUGUGCUGAAACUGGGAUUACAUGCCUGAAGCUAUGUUGUGUCAAACUGACUGGCUGGCUGUCAGGCUUCCACUCUCAGUGCUGUUGUUGUUGAGCUGGAGUCCUGAGAAGUCUGUGGAACUUGAGACCAGGAGACAUGUUUUUGUUUGCAAUGUUUGUGUUGGUCUCUCUAUCUACUGGUAGUUGUGAGUUGCAGAAGUUCUGCGCAUGUACGUCUGGUAAAUGAAUAUCUUAAACCUAACAGAGCUCUGCCUUUGACUCAUAUCAGACUAAUAUGUACUAAUAUUGGGAAGGACACAGUGAGUGUUCGGUUGUGAGACUGGAUAUGGAAAAAGCCAUGCUCCUAUUUUCCAAUUGAGGAAGGAAUUGUUUAUACCAGCUAACUAACAUUUAAUGAGCGCGUGUUUUUGCAUGUUUGUAUUGGAAAGGUGCAUAUUUAACGUGUCAUAGUCUUUCCAUUCUUUCUCUUCAUAUAUUUUUCUUAUAUAAUUAUGCUGUAUGGACUGUUUCUAUUGAUCUUAUGUUUUAUAUGUCGAGAUUGUGUGUUUUAGGUUGGGCUGUUAAAUACUUUAGAGGUUGAAUUUAUGACAUGUUCCAGGAUAGUUAAUAAAUACAUCUUUUUUUAUAA
Molecule: messenger RNA, 3518 nt
Organism: Osmerus eperlanus (European smelt)
Lineage: Eukaryota; Metazoa; Chordata; Actinopteri; Osmeriformes; Osmeridae
Gene: vps37ba
Product: VPS37B subunit of ESCRT-I a
Exons: 4
Coding region: 117-953 (278 amino acids)
Biological process (GO): protein targeting to membrane; protein targeting to vacuole; ubiquitin-dependent protein catabolic process via the multivesicular body sorting pathway
Cellular component (GO): ESCRT I complex
Source: RefSeq, a predicted model, not a curated record